CAGUCUGUUGAUAUGGCUUUUACUCGACGGACUUUUUAACUUAUGAAUUUAUCUAUUUCGCUCGAUAAAGAGCAACAUCCGUUGUGCUGAUGAAUUGUAUUUCUAGGUGUAGAAGAAGACAUUAUAGUUUCUCCUAUGCAGAAAGCGAUGCGGACCAGGUCGAGUUCACCUCCGAUUCAUGUGCACGUCAAUGACAACACACCAGUGCACGUGCACGUGAAGAGCCGAAGAGAGAGUCCCGGCAGGACGCCUCAGGGGAAGAAAAAUGUUGCCAAGGGAACCCUUCGUCCAACAGCUUCCGUCAAAACCCGAGUGCCUUGGAUCCCUCCAGGAAAAACCUCCGUAAGGGAGGCUUCAUACAAGUGGGAGGGGCCGACGCAUUUCGUCGAGAUCACGCCACCGCUCUCAAAACCAGAACAUGAACAUUGUCCAUCUGCGCUGCGGUUGGCUGACCUCACAUCAGAAGAAGAGGAGGACAUGCAAGGAAGAAUCGGCCAGUAUGAAAAGAAGAUUGAGAGCUUACUGACUGAAAUUGGCACUCUGAAAAAUGAGGUGGAACUGCGAAAGAAGGAGCAGCUCCUUGAGCGUCAGACCGAGCAGCUGAGCAUCUCCCAACGAGUGAUUGCCGAUCAGGAGGAGGAGCUGGCCGAGGUGGCCAAGGAGCUGGAGGAGACGGAGAGGGAGAACGCGCAAUUACGCCAGUCCAUGGAAAAGAUGCUGGAGAACAGCAGUAACGAAGCACACAGGGACAGUGUGCAGCAGGACAAGGAUGCUCUUCUCAGGAAGCUGAUGGAAGCUGAGAUGGACGGAGCUGCAGCUGCUCAGCAGGUCUCCGCUCUGCGGGAAUGUGUUUCCCAAUUGAGCGGUGCUGGAAGAAGCCUGCCUGGCUCUGCGUCCUCCGCGUUGGCCCAUCAGAAGGAACUGUUGGUGCAGAAAUUAGAGACUUUUGAGGCCUCGAACCGAACGCUGCGGCGCCUUCUUAGAGAACAGCAUGAAAUCCAGAUGGAUUCAAUCCAGCAGUCGCAGCAGAAAAGUGCUUUGCUCAGGAGGCUCGCUGACACGGAAGCACAAAACGCUGACAACGCCAAGAGCUCCGCUGAUUUGUCCAACACUCUGGAGUCAACGAGAGCUCAUCUGCAGGGACAGUUACGCAGCAAAGAAGCCGAGAACAACCGUCUCACUGUGCAGAUAAGGAACCUGGAGCGAGCAGCCAACCAGCAGAAGGCCGAGCUGAAGCACCUGAACGAGAAUCUGGCCAGAGUGAAGCAGCAGGCGUCUGCCGACCGAGAAGCUCAGAAACGAGCCUCGCGAGCUCAUAAGCAGCAAGCCGAGCUGAGCAGGGGAACCGCAGACCACCUGAGCGCUCAACUGGUGGACAUGGAAAAGCAGGUAGCAGAUGCUCUGUUAGCAGCAGAGAUGUGGCAGAGUCGGCAUGCGGAGGAAUCCAAGGAGAAGAGUAGACUGGAGGUUGAGCUGUCGUUGUUGAACAGCCGUAUAACAGACCUGAGCGAGCAGCUGCAAAGCAUAGGAGAUAAAGGCCGAGCGGAGAGAGAAGGGCUGCUGGAUCACCUGCACGGACUGACAACGGAGAGCUCUGCUGCCAAACUGGAGAACCAGUCUCUCAAGGCCUCAGCAUCUGCAGCGGAGGAGAAGCUGGUGUUGUCCCAGUCUGAGCUGCAGCAGGUUAAAGCCUCCAUCAGACAGUACGAGAGCCUGCUGGACAGCUACAAAUUGCAGGUUGUGAAAACGCGAGCCGAGGCGGACGAGUACUGCGUACGGCUCGCUCAGGCCGACCGGGAUGCCCAGUCGGUGCGAGAAGAGCUCGAGCAGGGGAUCGAGCAAGUCCGCAAGGAGCUCCUGGGGCGGCUGGCGGAGCUGGAGCCGCUACCGGACGCCCUGCAGCGUUCCCAGCUGCAGCUGCAGGAGGCUCAGGACGAGCAGCGAAGCCAGGAGAGACGGAGCGCGGAGCUCAACACAACCAUGACGGAGCUCCGGAUGAAGCUGGAGACCGCGGGCGGCACCAUGGAGCAUUUAAGACAGAGGAACAGGUCUCUGCUGGAGGAGAACCGGCAGCUUCAGCAGCGAGUUGAGACUUUGGAGAGAAAGCUAGAGGAGGUCAGCACUCAGAACGGUGACCUUCAAGAGGUCGUUGCCAAGCGGGAAAAGGCCGUGCACAACAAUCAGCGAGUUCUGGAGGAAAAAACAAGAGAAUGCUCCCUGCUGAACCGGAAGCUGGAGGAGGCUCUCGAUGACGCUCGCCAGCAGAUGUCAGAGUCUCGAGAACGAGCCACUGCCAAAGAACGCUCCACUCAGUCCCAGAUCCUGGAGCUCGAGACCAAACUAAGCCGGACUACCUCGGACAUCAGCCAACUGAGACGCAACAAGGACGAGGUGGAGAGGCGGUACCAGAGCCGGAUGCAGGACAUGAAGGAUCGCUUGGAGCAGUCGGACAGCACCAACCGGAGCUUGCAGAACUACGUCCAGUUUCUCAAGUCGUCGUACAGCAGUGUGUUUGGUGAGGGGCUCCUGGGCAGCUCGCUGCGGGCCCCCUCACCCAUCUGACACAUCAGCAUCCGUUCGCUUACUUUCAACCAAGUGGCCGAUGAGUAUGAAUAUUUUUGGACUGCUUGUAAGUGAAAAUGAAACACUUGAUCAAAAGGUGUGCGUCUUGUAUUUUACUUUUGUUUAAAAAAAG
Messenger RNA from Cololabis saira (Pacific saury), 2695 nucleotides. It is a transcript of the gene odf2a, whose product is annotated as outer dense fiber of sperm tails 2a. The transcript is spliced from 18 exons. The record is from RefSeq and is a predicted model, not a curated record. Lineage: Eukaryota; Metazoa; Chordata; Actinopteri; Beloniformes; Belonidae. Gene Ontology annotation, cellular component: centrosome. Gene Ontology annotation, biological process: regulation of cilium assembly. The coding region runs from base 136 to 2562 and encodes 808 amino acids.